Labrus bergylta (ballan wrasse) is the source of this 938-nucleotide messenger RNA. Its product is annotated as purpurin. Gene Ontology annotation, molecular function: retinol transmembrane transporter activity; retinoid binding. Lineage: Eukaryota; Metazoa; Chordata; Actinopteri; Labriformes; Labridae. The record is from RefSeq and is a predicted model, not a curated record.
CAGACACUGCGACAGCUCUGCACUGAAGGAUUCAUUGUUUGUCACGGAGGAUUCACUCUACACUACAGGAUGGACUUCCAAAUGUUUACCCUGGUGAUGCUGAUCCUGGCCUGUGUGGAGCAGGGCCUGGCCUCCUGCGUGGUUGACAGCUUCAUGGUCAAAGAGGACUUCGACCCCAAAAGAUAUGAAGGAAAGUGGUACGCUCUGCAGAAGAAGGAUCCUGAGGGUUUGUUCCUGCAGGACAACAUCUCAGCUGAAUACACUAUUGGAGACGAUGGUGCCAUGGUUGCCUCCUCCAGGGGCAGAGUCACUCUCUUUGGGUUCUGGGUUGUGUGUGCUGACAUGGCAGCUCAGUACUCAGUCCCUGACCCCGGCAGCCCCGGAAAGAUGUUCAUGAACUACCAGGGACUGGCCAGCUAUCUGUCCAGCGGCGGUGACAACUACUGGGUGAUCGACACAGACUAUGACAACUACGCAAUCACCUACGCCUGCCGCAAGCUGAAGGAUGAUGGAAGCUGCGAGGAUGGAUAUUCCCUGGUCUUUGCCCGCAGCCCCCGUGGCCUCCCCCCUACCAUCCAGAGAGUCGUCCGCCAAAAACAGGAGGAGAUCUGCAUGGCUGGAGAGUUCCAGCCCGUGCUGCAGUCAGGAGCAUGCUAAACUGUACCUGAGCUGGAGAUAGUUGAGCAGCCCUUCAUCAUACAGGAUUCAUCCUUCUGCCCACGCCGAAGAUAGAGCACUUUUUAAAAAUCGCAAAUGGUAGAACAAUCCUGAGAAGUUUUGUCCAAAAUAAUAGGAGAGGAUAAUCGGAUGAAUCCAAUUCAAGACCCAAAAAGAAAAUUAACUGAACACUGCCUAAAUGAAAUUAUGCGCCCAAGCCAAAUCAAAUCAAAAUCACUACGGGUUGAGUGAAUGUGAUGAUAUCAUCAACCGUACGAUAC